GUAAGCCAGACAAAUUCACUUCCUGCUGGCAGCAAUGGCGUCUGCUACGGCAGGAGAGCAGCUGGAAUGCUCCAUCUGUCUGAGUAUUUUCACCGAUCCUGUAAUGCUAAGAUGUGGACAUAACUACUGCCGGGUGUGUAUUGAUCGUGUGCUGGAUACGCAGGAGAGGUCUGGAGGGUAUUCAUGUCCGGAAUGCAGAGACGAGUUUCAGGAUCGGCCUGCACUGCAGAGGAAUAUAUUUCUACGUAACAUUGUAGAGAGUUUCCUGUCCGCUCAGCCGGAUCUGUACGAGUCCGGGGUCUUCUGUACGUAUUGUUUUCAUGCUGCCGUACCUGCUGUUAGAUCCUGUCUGCUGUGUGAAGCUUCUCUGUGUGAUAAUCACCUGAGAGUCCACAGCAAGGCGCCAGAACACGUCUUAUGUGACCCCACCACUUCCCUGCAAAUCAGGAAAUGCUCCAUCCAUAAGAAGAUCCUGGAGUAUUUCUGCAUUCAGGACUCUGUCUGUAUCUGUGUGUCUUGCUGCAUGACUGGGAAACACCAAGGGCAUCAGACGGAGUCCCUGGACAAGGUCUCCGAGAAGAAGAAGAAGAAACUGAGAAAUGAUCUCCAGAAACUGAAUAUAAAGAGAAAUGCGAUGGAGAGCAGAGUCCGGAGUCUACAGGAACGCAGGAGGAAGGUAGAAGAGAAAAAAGAUGGUGAAACUAAGAAAGUCACUGUCCUGUUUAGAGACCUCAGGAGACGUCUGGAGGACCAGGAGAGGAGAGUCUUGAGGGAGAUCUCCGGGCAGGCAGAGAGGGUCUCGUUGUCACUCAAUGAUCUGAUCCAUCAGCUAGAAAUAAAGAAGGACGAGCUGUCCAGGAGGAUGCGUCACAUUGAGGAGCUGUGUAACAUGACGGAUCCAUUGACUGUCCUACAAGAAGCAGAUACAGGUGACUUGUGUGAUACCAAGGAUGAAGGUUUUGAGGACAGGGAGAGAGAGGAUAAUCUCCUCCAUGAUGGAGAGGACCUGGACAUGGCUGCGAUCUCACAUACAUUACUUACAGGGUUCUCUGAUAUAGUAACAGAGGUAAAGGUGUGCUUCUCUAUGGACAAACCUGCAAACUUAUCACUGAAUGUAAACACGGCUUGUAAUAAACUGCAUAUAUCAGAUGACAUGAAAACCGCAUCCUGCUUACCAAACCAGAAUCGCCCAGAAACACCGCAGAGGUUUAAGGUUUAUCCUCAGGUGAUAAGCAGUCAGAGUUUCUCCUUAGGGCGACAUUACUGGGAGGUGGAUGUGGGGGAGUCACAAUGGUGGAGACUUGGGGUGUGUUACCCCAGUAUAGACAGGAAAGGAGUGCAGUCAUGGAUUGGAUAUAAUCAGAAGUCUUGGGGUCUGUACAGGUUUCAUGGUCAGUAUUGGGCAAUACAUGACAGUCAAGAGAUCCAAUUACAGGACAGUAUCUCCUGUGACAGAGUCAGGAUAUAUCUGGAUUAUGAGGCCGGGAAGAUCUUCUUUUGGGCCAUGUGUGACCCGAUCCGACAUCUCCACACCUUCACCGCCACCUUCAGUGAGCCCCUCCAUGCAGCUUUCGGGGUAUGGAAGGGAUGUGUAAAGAUAUCCGGAUAGAAGGCGAGAUGUGAA
Messenger RNA from Nanorana parkeri, 1624 nucleotides. Its product is annotated as E3 ubiquitin/ISG15 ligase TRIM25-like. The transcript has a single exon. Gene Ontology annotation, molecular function: zinc ion binding; protein binding. Lineage: Eukaryota; Metazoa; Chordata; Amphibia; Anura; Dicroglossidae. Bases 35 to 1609 code for a protein of 524 amino acids. The record is from RefSeq and is a predicted model, not a curated record.